Molecule: messenger RNA, 2892 nt
Organism: Colletotrichum spaethianum
Lineage: Eukaryota; Fungi; Ascomycota; Sordariomycetes; Glomerellales; Glomerellaceae
Product: early growth response protein 1
Exons: 3
Coding region: 1-2892 (963 amino acids)
Biological process (GO): regulation of DNA-templated transcription; DNA-templated transcription
Molecular function (GO): DNA binding; zinc ion binding; DNA-binding transcription factor activity, RNA polymerase II-specific
Source: RefSeq, a predicted model, not a curated record
AUGAUGCAGUCCCGAGCCACUGGUAACGACGAGCAGAGAGCUUCCGCUACCAACCGCAACAACGUCGCCUCAGGUCCUUCUUCCAACACUACCAUUGUCGUAUCGGCUCCCUCAUACAAUCCGAAUGGUCUGUCCCAAUCGGUUUCGCCUUCACCUGUGCCUCCACCACAGUCGAACCAACCCUCAUAUCCCUCAUCAGCACCGGCUACUCAGAGCCAUGCCGCCACCGCCAGUCUCUACCAGUGUGCUCAUUGUCAACGACGGUACUCUCGUCCUGAGCAUUUAGCCCGUCACAUCCAAACGCAUACCCUCGGGAAGCGUUUUGCGUGUCAGAUAUGCGGAAAGGCAUUUGCUCGCCAAGAUCUUCUCAAACGCCAUGUCACCAAUCAUGAGAACGACAACGACCCCAACAAGAAGAGACGCCGCACCGAUACGUCUCCCGGCGCUGGCCGCGUCUCUCACGCGUGUCGGCCUUGCGCAACGGCUCGCGUCAAGUGCGAGGAAGUCAAGCCUUGCACGCGGUGUCGUAACCGUAAUCUAAACUGCGAAUACUCGUCUACCGAAGCUGGUUCUGCAGCUGCCAUGCACCUUCUCCACCUCUCUGGGAACCCUCACGCGACGACCUCGACACCCGGCUCCCUCACUACCUCCCCCUCCCAGUCUGCCUAUGACAGCAGCCCCUCAACGGCGUAUCAGCAGCAUCCCCACAAUGCCAUGCUACCGCCCAGGGACGAGAACUGUCAACUGGGCCUGGGCCUGGGCCAUCACGUCAAGUCAGAAACUGGCCAUCUGCCCACGCGGGGGAACGCCAUGGACCAAGUUGGCAAUGGGGCAAUGCCAGUUAAUUUCGAGAUUGGUAAUCCGCCAGUUGACAUGACACUUCCCUUCUCCGACUUCCUCCAGAAUGUCAUUUACGAACCAGGCAUGGAGGUGUCGAGGAUGGCGGAAGCGCAGGGCCUGGCUGUUCUGGACUUUUGCGACAACUCGAAUCUCGAACUGAACGAAGUGGAUUUUGGUCUUCUGGAUCACUGGAACAUGGACGGCAUGGGCACCGCCGGAUCGAAUCAAAGCUUCACACCUCGUACCGACGAUUCCGUCGACCUGGUGCAGAUGCGACAGAAUCUGGUCAAGGUCUGGACAGAAUCGCCGUGGCAAUGGGCACCCAACAAGCUCGACUCCGGUUAUGUGGAGCACCCGAACUUCUCUGUUCCGGCCGACGAUACGAGUAGCGCCGCCUUUCAAGAGAGCCGAAAGAAACACGCAAGAAUCGUCAGGGAUAGACUGGAUCAGUCGGGUCGGGAUCAGAUCCUGGCAAUUGUAUUGUCAACCUGCAAAAGUGACAGCAUCAUGAGCCGCGUCGCAUCUUCGUUUCCGUCACUUGAGGUUAUGGACAGCCUGAUUCACAUAUUCCUCGCGUCGCACUUCUGCCAGACAUCACAAUGGAUUCACCACGGCUCGUUUUCCAUGAGCUCUCAGUGGCCAGAAUGGCUUGCUGUCGCAGCCUCGUCUGGAGCUACCCUAACUCCGGUGCAAACCUUGCGCAAGUUUGGGUUUGCCCUGCAGGAAGCGGUCCGAGUUACCAUUCCAGCAAGGUUCGAGGACGCUAAUACUUCGAUCAAGAAUCUGGGCUUUUUGCAGACCUUGAUCUUGGGCCAGGACAUCGGCUUGUGGAGUGGCAACCGACGCAAGAUGGAGAUUGCCGAGUGUCAUCUUUUGAUUCCCAUCACAAUGAUGAGAUAUCGCGGCAAAUUCCAGCGAGCAUCAUACCCCAUCAUCGAGGUUAGCAUGUCAGACGAGGGCGAGGUCUUGGAGAACAAAUGGAAGGUCUGGUGCGAGCGUGAGUCGUGGAAGAGACUACUUUUCCACUGCUUCGUGCGAGACGCUCAGACCUCCAUGACUGCACUAACCAACCCAUCCAUGUCUUACUCGGAACUCACCUUGCCUCUUCCCGAGGCCAAGGAGUUGUGGUUUGCGAAGACAGCGGCCGAAUGGAAGAUGCACUGCCUCGAACGAACCGCUGGGCAGAGCAAGCUGCCUCCCUCAAUCUGCGAUCUCUUCAGAGACAUCAACCUCCUUGCAACCAACCGCCAACAGUUGGAUCUGCAAUUCACAAUCUCGAUAUACCUGCAUGGCUACUGGGCGCUCAUCCACGAAUACCUCCAGCUUUGUUCCGUCUUGCGCACCCGGACUUGGCUGAACAACUCUGGAGGUAAGUCCGAAGAGGUGCUCCGCUCUAGGCAUGCCGAAUUGUGCAAAGACCUGCAGGGCUUUCUGCUGGUUACGUCCAACUGGCAUGAGAUGCUCUCAACUCAGGAGAGCCUGGUAUUGCAUCUUCUCAUGAUGAACCUGCAUCUCUCAUUGAACGACCUUCAACUGUUCUCGGGCAAGGAGGGCGAGGACCAGGCCCGCCAAGUGUUUGGCGAUCUGCGCGAAUGGUCGCAAAGCGCCGAGGCGCGCCAAUCGCUCUGGCACGCAGGCCAGAUCUUGCGUCAAGCCAAGAUGUUCCCGCAGGGCCAUCUCAAGGACUUUUACGCCGUAGCCGUUCACCAUGCAGCUCUUGCAUGUUGGACAUACGGCGUGGUUUCGAAGGCGGGCGGGAAGCAGGCGGCUCAGUACGAGCAGGAGAAGGUCUUCUUGGACGGCACCGAGUCGAACCUGGUACACCGCUUCAUUGGGUUUAAUCAGGGUCGCCCGGUGAUAACAGGACCCAUGAGCAGGGCCGGAGGCACCGAGGCGUCUCUUGACGAUCCCAAGGCGUGUAUGGAGGUCGCUCAGGAGAUCCUCCGGGCCAACUUCCGAGAUUCAGGAGAUCUUCACCCGCCCAUCGUCGAGAACCUAUGCCUGCUAAUCAAGCAGCUGGGUCACGCUGCUUGGGCAGUGGGCAUGGGAUAA